UUUAGAUGGCCACUCCACAUUCUGCAAAGCGCCAACGGACAACGUCACCUUUGGCUCACCAGUCGAGGGUCCUUGUGCUGUCUCAUCCCAAUACCCAUCACCACACAGGACACACCUCCUCGCGCGACUCGUCAGGCGAAAAACCAGAACGGACAAUGGCCAUCCUAACCUAUCUUGCAAAGCUUUACCCUGUCUCCCAUGGACUUUUACAACCACCCACGCCCCCGCAGGUGGUAUUUGACUCCAACCCACCGCGCGCACAACUGAGGGACUUGUGGCGCGUACACGACGUUGAAUAUAUUGGGAGAAUUAUAGAUCAGACCCCAAAGUGUGGUGGGCGAUCCAGGCAUUUCUCACCUGGCAGAGCCGGCGUCAAGACCACCUUCCUAAGUCCUGGUAGCACUGAAGCCAUUCUUCGUGCAGCAGGCGCUGUGACAACAGCCAUUGACACUGUUUUGGCAUCAGAUAGCAAUAUCACAACGGCAUUUUGUGUUGUGAGGCCACCUGGACAUCACUGUGGAUGGAGCGGGGUGGAGCCUCUGGACACGGAUAUAGAUUUGGCACAGGGAUUUUGUUAUGUGAAUAACGUUAUGGUUGGAGCAGCAUAUGCAGUGCAUGAAUACGACACCCGCGUGGCAAUUCUGGAUUUUGAUGUGCACCACGGAAACGGCACUGAAGGCAUAAUGCGACGUCUCCUCUCUACUCAUCCUCCAGAGAUACCUUUUCCCCUCCUUUUCAUCAGCACCCACCAGUAUUCGCCUGGGUUUUACCCAGGUACAGGUUCACCACAUCCUUCCUCAUCCCCCUACUCCCGUCACAUCAUCAACAUUCCAUUAGCACGUGGUACAUCCUCCGCAGAAUUUCGCAAAGCACUAAAAGAGCAAGCACUCACAGCGCUACGUGAUUUUGCACCAACAUUGAUACUCAUAAGCGCUGGGUUUGACAGUCAUGCGGAAGAUCACGUUGGCGAUCUAGACCUCGUUGACGAGGAUUUUCAAUGGAUCAGCAUGGUAUGCAAAAGAAUCCAGAAGAAAAUUGUAUCAGUUUUGGAGGGAGGCUAUCUGGGGGACACGAGUGAAUCAUGCCUGGUGCGGAGCUGUGCCGCGCAUAUCAAGGGCCUACUCGAUGAGGGCGAGGAUUCGUCGAAAGUCGGAUCAUAGCUCCAAUACUGAAAGGAGCCGCCAGUAUAUAAGAAUCCCAUCUACUAAACAAAAUUUCUGUACCGCUUCAGCCGGCCAAGCUAGGCUAACUCUAAGCAUCACAGUAACAAACAGUUUUCCUAAAUGCUCUGGACUAUGGAGGACGUCCUCCUGUGCCAUCCGUUACAGACCAGCCCCUUACCUUGGCAGGUCCAUUUGCAGCACCAUUCAUCUGUGCGCGCGCAGCAUUCCCAGUUGUAUUGCGCCGCUUUGCAUUGUUUCCACCGCCUC
Spizellomyces punctatus DAOM BR117 is the source of this 1430-nucleotide messenger RNA. RefSeq lists its product as uncharacterized. The transcript is spliced from 4 exons. The record is from RefSeq and is a predicted model, not a curated record. The coding region runs from base 6 to 1160 and encodes 384 amino acids. Lineage: Eukaryota; Fungi; Chytridiomycota; Chytridiomycetes; Spizellomycetales; Spizellomycetaceae.